AUCGAUACGGUGAAGGUCAAGCUGGCCAAGGUUGUCGGAACACACAAUAUAUGGAACAAUGUCCAACACAUUUGAAGUUGCUGAAUUGGCUGAAGAAUUCGAUGAAGAUAAAAGUUUUGAGGCUGUCGAGCCAUGUCUUAAAUUCAAAUCUAUAGAACAUGGUUUAUGUGACAUAACUUCCAUAGAUUCCAUCACUUGUGUGGCAGUGCAUGGGAAAUUUAUUGCAGUUGGAACACAAUUAGGACGUAUUCAUUUACUGGAUCACAGUGGUUUUCCUGUUGAAAAUGGAUUUUAUGGCGUGCAUACCGGACCUGUUAAUGCAAUUAGUAUAUCGGAGCAAGGUUAUUUUAUUGCUAGUUGUGGAGAAGAUGGACUUUUAGUGAUAUAUAAUUUAUCCUCGAUAUUACCUAAUCAAGUUAGCAAUUUCCAGUAUCCUAUCAAAGCGGUUGCUAUUGCUCCAGAUUUUGAAAAAUCUAAUAAUUUGGUUGUUGGCUUUAACAAGAUAUAUCUGCUUUCAAAAGGUAUGUUUACCAAAGCAAAACACGACGAGCUUGCUAAAGUUCAUGGCUUGGUUAGAACAAUCAAAUGGCAUUGUGAAAUCAUCUUGUGGGCUGAUGAUAAAUGUAUAUGUGUUUACGAUAUUCGUGAUCAUCGUCCAAUUACUUUUAUUCAGUUCACUAAUCCUAAUGAUGAAAUAAAUAAUUUACCUACUAUGUGUAGUCUUUGUUGGUGUACAGAAAAUUGUUUUUUAAUUAGUCGAGGACACUCAAUUCGUAUUUGUCAAAUUUCGGAUCGGACUAGUAAUUCUGAUCAUUCAUUGCAUUCCAGCAAUUCUUCAUUGACUCAUCAGUCGUCUCAAAGUUUAUCAUCAGUUGAAUGUCGUAUUGGUUUGCCAAGUCGUUAUGUUGAAAUCGUACAUCAAAUUAAUAUGAAUAAUUCUAUUAUUAUUCAUAGUGUUUCAAGACAUCAGACAUGUAUUCUACUCUUAUUUAAUGUUAUUAAUGACUUGUCUAAAUCAAACUAUGAAAUAUCUGUUCUUGAUAUUGAUUUAGAUUCAAUCAGUAAUAAUUCAAUUUCAUCUAAUCAGCAAUAUAAAGAAAUUUAUCAUAAAAGUUUAUCAAUGAAAUCAACUGCUUCAUCAUACAUUGUCGGCUUAGUUAGUGUACCUCAUGAAAAUACUCAUUAUAUAUUUUCAAGAAAAGAGCUAUUUUGUGCACAAGAACUAACCCUUGAUGAUCGUAUUGAUUGGUUCCUUGAAAAUAGUUUAUUUUCUAAAGGACUUGAAGCUGCUCAAGAACAUCCACGAUUGUUGACUCGUCAUACAGUUCAAUCUAUUGGCAUAACGUAUAUCGAUCAUUUACUAAGUGAACGUCAUUUUAUUGAAGCUGGAAUACUUUGUGCACAAGUUUUAUCAACUAAAGAAGCUUGGGAAGAACAAGUUCGAAAAUUCUUAAAUAUCGAUCAUUUAGAGGCUAUUGUACCUUAUCUACCUGUUAGUGGUGAGGAGAAGUCUGUGAAACUCAAUUCUUCCACAUACGAAUUAAUUCUUACCGAUUAUAUGAAACGAAUGCCUAUUCAGUUUGCUCAGUUAUUAACGGAAUGGUGCAAAUUAGGCGUUGUUGAUAUUAGUGAAAAUUUUCUCCAAACUUUACUAAACCGUAUUGAACAGUAUAGUUCUUUAUCUGAAUCUGUUGAUCUAACCAAAUUAGAUACAGAUGUACAAGCAUUAUAUCGUGGUUUAGCAAUAAUAUAUGAACAAAUGGGAUCUUUUGAACGAGCAAUAAAUAUAUUAGUUCGUCUACGCGAUCCAGAAGUAUUUACGCUUGUUAAAUGUAAUAUUGCCAAACUUAAAGAUCGUCGGCUAGUGGAUAUAUUAAAAGACCAUUUGAUUUAUUUUAUGGAGUUAAAUACAACAAAAGCGAUUAAUAUGUUAAUGGAUCAUAUUGACCAAGUUUCAAUUGAUUACGUAGUCAAUCAACUUAAUUCGGAUUCUAUGUUACUUUAUCAAUUUUUAGACAGCGUUUACUAUCGAUAUCCACAAAUUAUUGGCCCAUAUUUGACUCUUCUAAUGUCCUUAUACAUCAAAUUUUGUCGAAGUAAACUGCUACCUUUGUUGAAGUCUACAGAUCGAUAUCCUCUAAGUGAAGCCCUAAGCUUAUGUGAACGUGCAAAACUUGUACCAGAAACUGUUUAUCUGCUGACUAGAGUUGGGAGACGUCACGAUGCAUUACAAUUAAUUAUGACGAGGGUAGGUAAUCCCUUUUGACAAAUUAGAUCCCAUAACUUAUUCUUUAUAAUUAAUAAGAGCGUAUUCUUUAUUUUAGUAAACUUUGGGGGCAAAUAAAUCCACUGGUUUAAUUGAAUGAAUAGAAUUUUAUUCUUUGGGCCGAUAAACCAUUUUGAAGCAGGUUUGAACAUUUUAUGUCAUAUAGGUAAUCAGUUACUUUCGAACUUAUACUUAAUAAAACCCACAUAUAUACGAGAAUGCAGAGCGGUCAUCAAGCUCCUCUAAUAACUAUACCUCGAAAAUUACUCUUAAUAAAAUUUAUGAUUGAUAUCAUUUGGUUGUAGUAACCCAUUAUAUAGAUAGACUUUUUAAAAUACUGUCGUUGAGAUUAACUUUUGUUCAUCAAAAAAAUGCUGCAAACGAUUUAGAAAGUGUAUUUACCAAUAGUUCAGGUUCUCAUGUAAAUGUAGUACCAAUUGAAAAAUAACAUUUGCGAAGUAUGGUUGCGUAAUACAAAUCUUAUUAAAUAUUAUUUUUAAAUUUUAAGACAACUUAUGUUUACAAUUUUUUGAUCGUAAUAAUGUAUUAUCCCCUGUGAAAUUUGAGUUUUUCUACUGAGUAGUAGAUAUCUCCAUAUGUUUAGAAUAGAAAUCAGUAACACUACUAGGUUAUUACUUCAUUAAUGUUUAUAUUGUAUUGUGUAGAUUUGUGCAGGAGCUUAGACUGAUUGACGAGUUGUUAUACCGUUUAAUCACCACAAUAUGACUGCAUCUAGUCACAGAGUAUUUUAUGUUAUUAUAUAAUCGAUUCGGUGUAUUCUUUCUAAUGACACUAAGCUUUAUAUUGUGUGACGACAGUUUAGUUGUCACUAUUUAGGACGUGUACUGUUGAUCAUAACCUAUGUACAAUGUUGUCUAAGAUCACUUAUUUUUAAAAAUACUCUUGAAUUUGUUAACUGUCCAUUGCACUUUUGUACAUAAAGAUGAAGUUGAAAGAAAGCUGUAGUCGCCUGUUCUUAACGAACAACUGAGCUAUCACUUCUGUGACAUCCCAUCUUUUCUUUUAACUUCAAACACCAUUGUUAUAUCCGAGCGAAGAUUAAAUUACAGGUAACUCCCGAGGACUAUUAGUGGACUAAUAUUCUAUAAAUAUUCUUAUUGUAAAACUAUUCAAUCAUUAGAUUACGUAUAUUUAUAUCCCUCUGAUUAUAAGCUUUAUUUUGACCUAUAAUUUAUUAUUGUACGAUUUACGGUUCUUAAACUAUGUUCAGUCUAUUAAUUACUGUCCCCCUCGUUCACAGCCACUUUUUGGCUUAUUUGUGUACAUAUGUUAUUUCCUAAUUUAUGGUGUGUUGUGGUCUGUCUGUUUGAUAUAUAAACCGAGUAUGUUUGAAAUAAACGAUCUGCUCUGAUUCGAAGCUGGUAUUGUGUUCUGGACUCAAGUGGAAGGGCUCGUAGGACAUAGGACCAAUACGGACGCUAGACUGCCCACACCGGUUGAACGUCAUUGGUUGGCCUAGUGUGAAAUUCGUAUAAGUCGUAUCCGGAUUGGUCGAUAGGUCGCGUGAUAGCAAAACCAGACAUACCCAAGAUCAUAACAACCAUCCCUAUGAACACAACUAAAAUUUCCAUAGUCAACUCAUAUAGUCUCUUUAAUGAAAUACGCGACUUCCACUAGUCGAUAUUUGUUUUACCAAUGCGUUGUUUACAUUUCAUUAUACAGGGAGGCGAAGACUCGUCACUUGGAGAGUCUACAACUCCGGAACAACGCCAAGCUAUAGCUGCUGCAAAGUCGAUCGAAUACUGCCGAGAAGAAGAUGGUAUCCACGCGAAAAAUCGUCGCCCUUUCCAUAGACACCGUAGUAUGAAUAAUUCAAAUUGUAGCAAGGAUUGCGAUGAAGACGAAGGUGAUGAAAAUGCCGGUGAACUAUGGCAACAGGUUAUUUUAUUUGCGGCGGAUAAACCUGCUUUCAUAUGUGCAUUACUACAAAAUGCAGGCUGUGAAGGUCUUGAUUCACGUCUGCUACUACGUAAAAUAUCACCAGACAUGACUAUACCUGGACUCCGUGAUGCAAUAGUCAAGCUUAUGCAUGAUUACAAGAUUCAACUUGAACUGCAGCAAAGCUGUUCACGCAUUUUGUCAUCAGACAUGCAUCAGUUAUUCUUACGUGUUAUCAAAAUGCAAAUGAAAGGAAUUCGUGUGAAUUCAAGUGCUUGGUCCUCUACUGGAUGUACAGUGUGUCUGCAACCUAUAUUGAACAAUAACGGGCAAUCAUGGCGAAGUACAAAUCAAUUAAAAUGUGAUGUGAAUAGUCAAAGCAACGAAGAAAAUCAUCGAUCAUGGGCAAUUUUCAAUUGUAGUCAUAUUUGCCAUGGAGACUGCUUGUCUAAUGGAGAAACAAAAUGCCCUUCGUGCUCAAAAUCACGUAUAAUAUAAUCCGUACUGAUAAUUGACAAAAGCUCUGAACUUUGUGAUUUAUUUUACCAUUUUAAUUUACAAAAAGGAAAAUAUUCCGCAGACUAUUUUUUUUAUUUAAAGUUUAAUCAUUAUUUUUUUUCUUUUCAAUACAAAAAAAAGCAAAUUAUUUUUAUUUUUGAAGUCAAUUUAUUGUUUUAUGUAAAAUUUAUAAAAUAUGAACAAAAUUAAAGUAAAUUAAUUAGCAA
Messenger RNA from Schistosoma margrebowiei, 4890 nucleotides. The record is from the annotation of a GenBank genome assembly. Lineage: Eukaryota; Metazoa; Platyhelminthes; Trematoda; Strigeidida; Schistosomatidae.